This is a messenger RNA of Corticium candelabrum, 767 nucleotides long. RefSeq lists its product as uncharacterized. The record is from RefSeq and is a predicted model, not a curated record. The transcript is spliced from 2 exons. Bases 15 to 689 code for a protein of 224 amino acids. NCBI's taxonomy places the organism in Eukaryota, Metazoa, Porifera, Homoscleromorpha, Homosclerophorida, Plakinidae.
CGCCGUCUAACGAAAUGGAGGCACUAUUUAUGUCAUAUAUGGGUGUUUAUGACGGAUUGAAAAUUGUAUUCCCUUCACUCAUCAUCUUGAGUACGCCUAUCACGUGCGUUCACCACCUCUGUUUGGUAUCUCCGCGAAGACGUUCGCUAGAAUUUUGUCCUAUGCUAUUGCUGUCCACUGCAGUAGUUUGUACCUAUCUUUGUCGUCUCACUUUGAACAAUGACGGCGUAGAUCAGCAAUGGCCAGUGAUUUUCAGGUCAGCACAAAAUGCUUGUAUUCUGGUUGUACUAUUAUGGGCAAUAGUGGUGAGAUGGGAACUACUAUGGCGGCGUAUUCGCGACAUCGAGAGAUAUUUCUGUCAAUGUUUUCUUGCCAUUGUCUCAGCUUCAACUGUAGCUGGCGCCAAGGCUGCAGGGUAUCUUCCUUGGAAUUGGCUCAUUACAUUACAGAUGGCAGCAACCGUGGUCGUGGUAUUAGGUGAUGUUAUGAACAGCAAGGAAUGCAUCUGUAAAGGUGUACUAUAUACCGUUUUGGGUCUGAUAUGCAUGACCCUUGAAAUGUUCGUGUCAGAUUUUUAUGUAUACGGUAUGUACGUGCUCAGAGUAUUUUUUCUGUCAUUGUCAUCAUUUGGCCACAUUGUGAUGCUUAUCGAUGAUGUCUUAGAAACGAUUAGGCAUUUGCCAAGUUAAAAAAUUGCAUUUUUGUGAUGGAAUCUUGAAAAACAAUAACGUAUUGUAAAUAGAAAAAUACAGAAUCCAUUUACAGUG